CUGACCCUUCCCAGUCUUGGGAUCUGCCGAAUCGCCGGGAUCCGAACGAUGCUUUCCAUGUUCCUUUCGCAUGCCUGGGCGCUACCUCCUCGGGCACCGCAAGUGCAGCGGAGGAGCCUGCCGCUGCAGAGGGAGAUAGGACGUGACCUCCCCCGUGCCCUGGCAACCCUCUCUGCCGGCCUGGUGGAGCGCUCCGUGGAAGCCAAGCUGCUCCUGCUGGCCGUACUCGCGGGAGAGCACUUGCUGCUGCUGGGACCUCCCGGCUCAGGCAAGAGUCAGCUGGCGGCGCGUUUGCAGCUUCUGGGCUUGCGGCACUUUCAGCGGCUGCUGACCCGCUUCACCACCAUUGAGGACGUGUUCGGGCCGAUGUCCCUGGCAGCUUUGGAGCGAGAUGAGCUGGAGAGAAAGGUGCAGGGCUUCCUCCCAGAUGCCGAGAGCGCCUUCCUGGACGAAGUCUUCAACGCGGGCAGCGGUUUGCUGAAUGCGCUGCUCACCUUGCUGAACGAGCGCCGGUUUUGGAGCUCCAAGGGCCUGACACGGGCGCCGCUGUGGUGUCUGGUGGCCGCGUCCAACGGAGCGCCAGAUCUGGGGCUGGAGUCGCUCUAUGACCGCUUCUUGCUGAGGCGAUGGGUUUCUCCCAUCUCGGACGCCGGGCUCAAGGGCUUUCUGCAGCGCUGCCUGAGCCGCAGCGGCCGGCCCGCGGCUUCGCGCGGCUUCCUGCGGUGCCGGGAGGUGAAAGCUGCUGCUGGCAGAGUGGAGUUUCCCCCUCGGUUGCUGCAUUUGCUGCCGCGGCUGCGGCAGGUGCUGCAGGAAUGGUAUCCGCGAGCUCACAUCUCAGACCGGCGCUUGGUCAAGGCUGCCCGGCUGGGGCCGACAGGUCACCGAGCUGGACGGACCUGCUUUGCCUGCAGCACGUGCUUUGGGACCGAGAGCCCCAGGGCUCCUUGCGAAUCCGGGAGUGGCUCAUGCAGCACUUGCUCCCCGAGGUUUCAGGCGGAGAAGUUGGCGAUCUUUACGUGGUGUGUGCCGAAAGGCCCCAACUGCAAGGGAUCUACCAUCGCGCAGUGGCCGAAUCUGGAGGCCGCGCCUACCAUCAAAGCUCAGGCGACGGCCGGAUUUUCUUCCAGGGCGGUUGGUGCCUCAAGUCUGCGGGCGAUUUCUUCUACAGCGACCAUCAGGGUCCAGAGCCUCCUGUGGGUGGCUGGAGCGGAAAGGAGCCCGAAAAUGAGGACGCGGAGCCUCCAUCAGUCUGGAAGGUUCUGGACGGCAGCGCAAGUGACCACGCAGCGCUGCUGGCAAAGAUGCUGCUGCAACGACGGACGAGGUCGGGCACGGAGCUUUUGGCGGCUCUGGAGGUGCUCAAGAAGCAGCGUGAAGAGGUGUUGUCUUCAUUGGAGGAAGUAUUGAGCCACUCAACUCGGUCUAUUUGGUUGGAGGAAAGUGACUUUGAGGACGCCAAGGCGAAGCUGCUUCCGCGCGCCCAGAAAGCUGUGAUGCAGGCCAGGUGGAUCAGAAUCGGGCCACGUCUGUCCUUUGAACGUCGCAGGUGGCCGAAUUGCUGG
Messenger RNA from Effrenium voratum, 1562 nucleotides. The record is from the annotation of a GenBank genome assembly. Lineage: Eukaryota; Dinophyceae; Suessiales; Symbiodiniaceae.